AUGGGGAGGGAUGAGUGUGAGAAUAAAAGAGUCAUUAUUGAAAAAGGAAAGUUGAUUAAGAAAGAUUUUAACAUAAUGGAGGAGGCUGGAGGUGUUGGUAAAGAGUUUAUUUUAGAAGUGCCUAAGAGAUCCAUUUGUAUUGGGCUGCUAUCUUCUAAAUCAAGACAAGGGAAUCGUGAAUUCAUCACAGAAAUUGGGAUGAUUUCUGCAUUACAACAUCCAAAUCUUGUUAAGGUUUAUGGUUGUUGUAUUGAAGGAAACCAAUUGUUGCUUGUUUAUGAGUAUCUACAGAAGAAUAAUCUUGCUCGUGCACUUUUUAGCCCUGAGGAGCAUUCAUUGCAUUUGGAUUGGCCAAUAAGAAUGAAGAUAUGUUUGGGAAUAGCAAAGAGGUUGGCUUACCUUCAUGGAGAAUCUAGAUUGAAAAUGGUUCAUAGAGAUAUAAAAGCUACUAAUGUUCUACUUGAUGAAAACUUGAAAACCAAGAUCUCUGACUUUGGAUUGGCUAAGCUUGAUGAAGAGGAGAAUAGUCAUAUUAGUACAAGAAUUGCAGGCACAAUUGGUUAUAUGGCUCAUGAAUACGCGAUGAGGGGUCAUUUGACUCAUAAAACUGACGUUUAUAGCUUUAGAGUUGUGGCAUUAGAGAUUGCUUAUGUUCUACAAGAGGAAGGAAACUUACUUGAGCUUGUUGAUCCAAAUCUUGGCCCAAAAGAGGAGGUCAUGGGGAUGCUUCAUAUAGCUCUUUUGUGCACAAACCUGUCUCCAAGUCUCAGACCAUCCAUGUCUUCUGUGGUUUGUAUGCUCGAAGGUAAAGUUGCAAUUGAAAUAUCGAACAUCAAGCGCAACACGGUUGAUCGAGAUGCAAGGUUCAAAGCUUUGGAUCAGAAACUGUCACGAGGUAGCCUAACGGGCAUUUCUAUUUAUUUGUAA
Benincasa hispida (wax gourd) is the source of this 927-nucleotide messenger RNA. The record is from RefSeq and is a predicted model, not a curated record. NCBI's taxonomy places the organism in Eukaryota, Viridiplantae, Streptophyta, Magnoliopsida, Cucurbitales, Cucurbitaceae.